UGCACCAGAAAACAUAUUUAUAUUAUAAUUGCUACUGUAUAGUUCUAUUUCAACAAUGUUUACAACACAUUUUAUUUCGGUUAUAACAAUUCAGGCUGUGAAAUAAAACGGAAGCAUCAUAUAUAUGUUUUAGGUGAUAAAGAAAACAUAGGAAGCUGUACGGAUUAUCGGAGCGAUCUAAUACCAGUGACACCGCCCUGUCACAACAUGUGGUGAGAAAACGAAAACAGUUUUAUGGUGAGAAAACGAAGACAGUUUUGAAGUUUUUGAAGUGCUGAAUCUGGUGAACAACUAAAAAUGACGAGUGGUCAAGAUGGUGGUGGUAUUCCGAGUGAAAUGAAAGAAAAGCUGGCUUCAUUUGAUACAGCCCUGACCAGCUUGGAGACCGAGUUGAAGCCGCUGUUGGCGAAACCAAGAAUGGAGUUCUUUGAAAAGCUGGAGCCUCUGGACAUGGGCAAGAUGGACCUGGUGGCCUCCUAUGCUGUCAACUCAUUGUUCUGGAUGUAUCUGAAUGUGUGUGGAAUCAACCCCAAAGACCAUGCCAUCAAACAGGAGCUGGAGCGAGUGCGUGGAUACAUGAACCGUGUAAAGGAGAUUCAAGACAAAGCAAAAGCCCCGAAAGUUAACUCCGGAGCUGCUAAACGUAUGGUGAAGAGUGCUCUGUGGCAGGCGGCACAGAAGAAGGUCAAGCCACAGGGUAGAGACGAGGCAGGACCAUCCCAGUCACAUUCCAGCAUUGCCCCUGGAGGGAACAGGAAGAGGAAGUUUGAUGAUGUUGAGGAGUCUGGGAAGGGCAGGAGGACCAGGUGACAGGAUGCUAGACAGGUGGAUGUUGAAAAGUUGUGCAGAUGCUGAUGUACUAGCAGGAGACCUACAACAGUCAGUACCAGGAUGAGGGUACAUUGGUUGUCCUGGACCAGUUGCGCCAUCUCAUUCUUGAACCGAUGUUUAUCUGUUGGUGACAAACUGACUUACAUGGCCCUGGCAAGUUCGAGAAAUGAUGUGUUGUUAAAGUCCCCUGUCCAGGCUGACUGCAAGACUGUGAUCUUGAUGAGUGUUGUGCUGGAGGAUGCAAAGCUGUGUAUCUCAGUUACUUGAGUUGAUGCAUGAACUGUUGUUCAGUUAAGACACCUGGAAGGUCAAGUUGCUUAUCUGGUGUCAACUGGAACUAAAGUGAGUCCUGUUCACAUGAAACACACAGGACACUUACAUUGCUGGAGAGAUCCAAGAAAAAGACAUUUAAUUUUAACUAUAGUACGUAUGGAGGUCAGCUUGCACAUAUUGCCGAAAAAUAAUUUUGUAUAAGUACCGUAAUAUAGGUGAAAGUUUGUUAAAAGCAGUGUAAAAACACCUCUCAAUAACAUUGCCUUAUUUAACUUGAGAACUGUUCACUAUUGGAGUCCCAGAGAAAUAAUAAACAUUGAAUAUAACAUUG
Molecule: messenger RNA, 1435 nt
Organism: Haliotis rubra (blacklip abalone)
Lineage: Eukaryota; Metazoa; Mollusca; Gastropoda; Lepetellida; Haliotidae
Product: nuclear nucleic acid-binding protein C1D-like
Exons: 5
Coding region: 298-810 (170 amino acids)
Biological process (GO): maturation of 5.8S rRNA; regulation of gene expression
Cellular component (GO): nucleolus; exosome (RNase complex)
Molecular function (GO): RNA binding; DNA binding
Source: RefSeq, a predicted model, not a curated record